UUGAUCUCAAGAAAGGCUCAUGUCCAAGUGCUGCAAAGUCAAAUCUCCCCAAGCCGUGCCCGUCUGGACUUCGUCCUCCAGGUUAUUCACGGUUGCCAGCAGCUAAGCUGGCCGCAUUUGGUUUUGUCAGGAGCUCAAGCAUAUCUUCUGUCUCCAGCAACCAGUCAAAUGAGAGCACUCAGAGUGAUCAAAGCAGGACAACUAACCGUUCCAGCUUUGGAAAUGAAGAGCAAACCACUCCUAAAGCAUCUGCACCUUCUAAAGACGUCUCUAAAGGGAGCAGCAAGAGCGCGACACAGGUAUCAAACAGCACAGCAACUCCACGGAGGAGCUUACUUCCAGCACCAAAAACUGCCAUGGCACCUGCUGGUCAGAAGAAAGAAGUACAAAAAGAUCAGGAUACUAACAGACCAGCUGUCUCAUCCCCUAAGAGAUCAGCAGUAACAGCCACCAAGGUCCAUUCACCAGGACAUCCCAAGCAAAGGCCAGCCACUCCAAAGAACGGAUUGUCCCCCAAACCAGGAGAGAGUCGAGAAGCUGAAAAGCAGUUUGUUCAGAGAUUGAAGGAAAAGUAUGAUGAGCAGUCCCGGCAAUUAAGGAAUAUUCGAGAUGAGCUUAAAAGAGCCAGCUGUGGCUUUGAUGUCUUUGCUAUAACAACACAGCACUUUUUCACUCAGAAUGAAAAUGCCCUUGUGAAAAUAAAGGAGUUAGGAGUCGAGCUUGCAAAGAUCAGGGAUGAAGUUGACCUCAACACAGCGAGAUGGAAGAAACUACAGAGCGAGAAGGAGGAGCUGGAGAGGUGCUUUGAGGAGGAGGUAAAGCAGCUUCGCAGGCAGCAGCAGGAGGAGCUGCAGGCACUGGAGCAGCGGCUGCAGGAGGAAUACAACACCAAGAGGGAGAGCCUGCAGGAGCAACACAGGCUGCAGCUGGAGCAAGUCAAAUUGCAGCAUCAGGACCAGGUGGAAGAUAUCACGGCUGUACAUGACACUGCAAUGUUGCAGCUGGAGAAUAACCACAUAGUCGCCAUUACGGUGCUGCAGGAUGAAAAUGACUGCAAGAUUCAAGCACUGAAUGCUGCUCACAAACUGGAAAAGGCACAAUUAGAAGAGAAUUUUGAAAAACUACGUCUGUCACUCCAGGACCAGAUAGACACACUCACCUUCCAGAACCAAUCUCUUAAGGCCAAAGCUGACCGAUUUGAAGAGGCUCUGAAGAAAAACACUGAGGAACAACUGAAGAUUGUACGAGCUCCAUAUCUGCACGUAGAAAAAGAUCUAAAAAGCUUAAAACAUGUUCUGGAAAUGAAGAACCUUCAGAUUCACCAACAGGAGAAGAUGAUUAUGGAGCUAGAAAAGCAGGCUGAAAGAAAUUUAAAACUGGAAGAAAAAAUCACUAUGCUGCAACAGCAGAAUGAAGAACUCAGAGCCAGGAUUGAGCAAAAUACUGUCAUAACAAGGCAAUUGUCAGAGGAGAAUGCUAAUCUUCAAGAAUACGUUGAGAAAGAAGUGGAGGAGAAGAAGAAGCUGAGCAGGACUAAUGAAGAGCUCCUCUGGAAGCUGCAGGAGGGAGAUGCUGUGAGUCCCGUGAAACUCCCACCCACAUCGCCCACUUCUUUCUAUCGCUGCUCAUCAGGGAACUCCUCUCCAGCAAAAGUCCGAACCCUGCGGCGAUGA
This is a messenger RNA of Mesitornis unicolor (brown roatelo), 1673 nucleotides long. RefSeq names its product microtubule associated tumor suppressor candidate 2 (gene MTUS2). Lineage: Eukaryota; Metazoa; Chordata; Aves; Mesitornithiformes; Mesitornithidae. The record is from RefSeq and is a predicted model, not a curated record. Gene Ontology annotation, cellular component: nucleus; cytoplasm. Gene Ontology annotation, molecular function: microtubule binding. The transcript has 12 exons. The annotation marks the transcript as partial.